AUAUGUAGUCUUGACCAGUAAGCAUCAUGAAGGCUUCACAAAUUGGCCAUCAAAAUAUUCAUGGAAUUGGAACGCUAUGGACAUUGGACCUCACAGGGACUUAGUUGGUGAAUUAGCCAAAUCCAUUCGGCAAAAUACUAGCAUCGUAUUUGGAUUGUAUCAUUCUUUGUUUGAAUGGUUUAACCCGUUAUAUAUUGGCGAUAAGGACAGUGGGUUCAAAACAGAUGAAUAUGUUCAGAAAGUAACCUUGCCAGAGUUAUAUGAAAUUAUUAAUAACUACAAACCAGAAGUGGUGUGGUCAGAUGGUGAUUGGGAGGCCAAAUCUACGUACUGGAACAGCACUGGGUUUCUAGCCUGGCUGUACAAUGAAAGUUGCGGUGGUAACUUACUGAUAAAUGUUGGUCCAACUGCUGAUGGACGCAUUUUGCCCGUAUUUGAGGAGCGUCUGCGAGAGCUUGGAGAAUGGAUGAAAGUAAACGGUGAAGGGAUCUAUGCUACCAAACCAUGGAGAGUUCAAAACGACACCUUAGCCCCACAAUUGUGGUACACAAGUACACUUAAAGCUGUGUAUGCAGUUACUCUAGUUUGGCCAAAGAAUGGUGAGCUGACACUUGCAUCACCUAAACCAUCUACUGCCACUACCAUAAAAUUACUUGGAUAUCCUACUCCACUUAAGUGGACAACCAAUUCAAGUGGUCAGAUUGUGGUCACUUUUCCAACCUUUACACCUUUAAACCUACCCUGUGAAUAUGCAUGGGUGUUGAAGAUGACAAAUGUGGAUUAAAGGGGGUGGCACUGGUGUUACACCAGAAACACUACUAUAUUUAGAUACAGUAGGCCUAUAUACAAAUGUUUAUAUUUAUUUUAUGUUACUUGUGUUUAUCCUUAUACUUGUGUUUAUCCUUAUGUAGUUAGUAAUAGUUAUUUAGUUAAAUUUGAUUUAUUUUCAUAAACAAUGUAAAGGAAAUUGAAAACUAAAAAAUACAACAUUACACAAGUAAUCAUUUAUAUAGACAUUAAAUAAUUCUUACAUUUUUGUUAAUACAUAAUGCUUU
Molecule: messenger RNA, 1055 nt
Organism: Anneissia japonica
Lineage: Eukaryota; Metazoa; Echinodermata; Crinoidea; Comatulida; Comatulidae
Product: alpha-L-fucosidase-like
Biological process (GO): glycoside catabolic process; fucose metabolic process
Cellular component (GO): lysosome
Molecular function (GO): alpha-L-fucosidase activity
Source: RefSeq, a predicted model, not a curated record